UAUUCUCUUUCUAGACUUACUAAGAAACACACACACACACACACACACACACACACACACACACACACACAUAUAUAUAACUGGCUGCCCGUAAAUUCAAUGGUGGUGAGGUCUCUACUUAUUAUGCUGAAGUUAACUCACUGAGGUUGCUGAAGGUUUUCAUUGAGGACCAUGUAGUAGUUAUUGUCCUUGGACAAGAAAUAAGAUCUUCAGUGUAUGAAAAAAUUACAUGGACUCCUAAAAUCUGUUCAAGAGAGUAUAGCUGAUGUUUACAAUUCCCUCUCCCCAUCACCCUCCCCUCCCACACACACACACACACACACACACACACACACACACACACACAUGCACACAAAGUAUUGCUACUUAACUUGAAAACAUAAACUGUUGGGGGGCUGUGAAUCACAUAUGCAUAUUCCUGCUGUUACUGUAUGUAAAGCGUAUGUACCUCAUGUCAUUAUUCCUUGGCAUAUAUAAGUGAAAUGUUCAAUAGUUUUCUAUUUGCAUGAAAACGUGUAAUAUGUGUAAGUAUCAGUAUUCAAUGCUAUAUUAAGCACCGAAGCCGAUGCUCACUUGUUAGGAGUGUGGGGUUAACCUGCUAGUCGCCUGUGGGCAUCACUCACGGCCAAGUCGCGCUCAGACAAAGACGGGCAGGAUGGUGACCGAGUUCUUACGGUCAUGCCUACCUCAUCAAUAAACGUGUCAGGGAGAACUGCCUUUCCUCGACCCUACGAUGAUGGGUGUGAUCAGUAAAACAGAUCACCUGAGAGCCAAUUGAUGCCCAGCCGGUGCAGCUACAGUAAGAACUCGACCUACAAGCAAGAAAUUGGCUCCAUGUGAAACCGUAGCAAGAGUGAGUCACAGGACGAGGGGACGCUGACGUAAGCCUAAAGGUUGACCUCUGAGGCCCCGGGGUCAGCUCUACCCUUGACGACAACCACUCCCUUCUACCCACUGUGCCUCGCCACCAUUUUGUAGAACCCAUGGUCACAGGCAAGAAAAUAUAAUAGUAUGUAUGUGCACUGAAUUGAGUAGCCUAAGUGAAAAUUACCCACAAUUAGCUAGUAUUAAGAGUGGUAAUUUUAAAUUGCCCUUUCAGUGUCUCAGUAUUGAUACAAUUAAGUUGUUAGAUAUGUCUGAUACUGAGGAAAUUAAUGCCGUAGAUGGCCUUAGGGAAGGUGAGGGUGAGCAAGUGGACAGGGAUCAAACUUGUAUUGAAGAAGUUAGUGUCAGGGAGCGAGUGCUGACCGACAAAGGAAGAGAAUAUCAAGUCAGUGUAACCAAAGGAAAAGCAGAGUCCUGUAAGCGUAAAUGGAGCAGUGUUACCAGCAAAAUUAAGAAAGGAUUAAAAAUUGUAAUUAGCCCCUUUGAAUUAGAGCCCAUGUCAAGUGAAGUAAUAGAGGCAUUUCAUCAGUAUUAUGUGGAAUAAACAAAACUGAUGGAACUAGAGCCAGAAAAGUCAGAGGAGCUAAAUGAAGAGCUGGAACACAAUCAACGAGUUCACCAUGAAAUAUUAGAAAGUAUAGAAUGUAAAAGAAAGGAGUUAAAGAAUGACAGAGGAUCAAUUUGUUCUAGCAAAUGGUCUAGGCAUUCUAGAGUCUCAUCUACUUCAUCACGUUCAUCAGCAGCACAAAGAAAGCAAGAAGCAGCAGCAAAGGUAGCUAGACUUAGAAAGGAAAUGGAAUAUCAUGAUAGUUUAGCAGAGGCAGAAGUUAGGUUAGCAAGAGACCAGGCAAUGUUUGCAAAGAAAAGGAAAGAGAGAGAUUUAGCAGUUGCUAGUGCAGAACUUAAUGCUCUUAGCUUAGUUGAAGAAGAAGUAAAAUUGCUUCCAGGUAAUGAUGAAAGUGUAGAGAAGCAAAGUUAUCUUCAACAAUACAUAGAGUCACAAAAUGAAAUGAAAGCACAAGCAAUUGCAAAUCAACAAAGUGACAAUGCCAUGCCUCACAAAUAUGUUACAUUCCAUGACCCACAGAAACCUUCUUCUUGCAAUAGAGAUAAUGAAUUGAUGACAAAUGAAGUACAUGGACAAAUAUUUAGUGAACCUCAGGUAAAAUCUCACCCCAUUCAAGUCCAUUGGAGGAUACAGUGGUAGUCUACAGAACAGUGACACAAGAAGUAGAAAUCAAUGAAGAAAAGAGGGUUAAUUUCUUAGUGGUUCCUACUAAAACCAAAGAGAUGAUUAAUCCUUCUCAAGUGAGAGAUAUGUUUGAACUUGACUUCAGUGAUAGAAAGUCAGCUGACACUCCAUUAUCAUAUGAAGAUAAAAGGUUUAUGAGUAAGAUGAAAGAAGGAGUACAUCAGCUGAAGGAUGGCCAUUAUGAGUUGCCCCUUCCUCUUAAAGAUGAUAACGUCAAGCUUCCAAACAACAAACUAUUAGCAGAGCAGAUACUCAAGAAGUUAAGAGCUAAACUUGAGAAGGAUAAUCAACACAAAGGUGAUUACAAAGUGUUCAUGGAUGAUAUGAUUACAAAAGAUUAUGCAGAGGUUGUACCGACAAAGGAUUUAGUUAGGAAUGAUGGUAAGGUCUGGUACAUUCCACAUCAUGGAGUCUAUCAUCCGAGAAAGCCAAAGAAGUUGAGAGUUGUCUUUGACUGUAGUGCAAACUACAGGAACCAAUCACUAAACAGUCACCUGUUACAAGGCCCAGACCUUACCAACAAACUUAUUGGAGUGUUGUGUAGGUUUAGGCAAGAAAGCAUUGCACUUGUAUGUGAUAUAGAAGCAAUGUACCAUCAAGUGAAGGUCAACCCAGAACACAGAGACAUGUUAAGAUUCCUUUGGUGGGAAAAUGGUGAUCUUAAUAAUGAGAUAGCUGAAUACAGGAUGACAGCUCACCUGUUUGGAGCUACUUCAUCUCCAAGUGUAGCCAACUUUGCUCUUAAGAAAGCUGCAGAUGACUACGGGUGUGGAUCUGAUGCAGCCAAGUUUGUAAGAAACAACUUUUAUGUUGAUGAUGGUUUGAAGUCAGUAGCUACAAUGAAUGAAGCUGUCACUCUUAUUCAGCAAAGCAAAGAAUUAUGUUACAAGGGAGGUUUUAACCUUCAUAAGUUCUUGUCAAACAACAAAGAUGUAUUAGCUGCAAUCUCUCCUCAUGAGAGAGCAGAUGGAAUUAAAAGUUUGGAUUUUAGUAAGAAUGAAGACACACUGCCUAUAGAAAGAACUUUGGGAGUUGAGUGGUGCAUAGAAUCUGACACAUUUCAAUUUAGAAUAAAGCUGAAAGACAAGCCACUCACCAGGAGAGGCAUUCUGUCAACAGUGAGCUCUAUAUAUGAUCCAUUAGGUCUAGUGUCACCUCUCAUACUGACUGGAAAGCAAAUUUUACAAGAAUUAUGUAAGAAUGCAGUUGAAUGGGAUGAUGAGGUGCCAGAUUAUGUCAAACCUAAAUGGUUAAAAUGGAAGGAUGAGCUGCACAAACUAGAUCAGUUAAAGGUACCUAGAUGCUACAAACCUGAUGACUUUGGGGAAGUAGAAAAGGUUGAACUCCCUCACUUUUCAGAUGCCUGUCAAGAGGGAUAUGGCCAGUGCUCAUAUAUUAGAUUAAUUAGCAAGACUGGCCGAAUUCAUUGUGCAUUAGUAAUGGCAAAGUCACGUGGCACACCUCUAAAAACCAUGACAAUUCCCAGACUAGAACUAGCAGCAGCAGUGGUGUCAGUUAGAAUCCAUAAACUCUUGAAGGGAGAACUUGAAUAUAAUAAUGUGGAAAAAGGAGUAUGUGCAAUUCCUACAACUUAGAAAUAAGUGGACAACACCAAAGAGGAAUCUCAGUGUAAAUGACAUAGUUAUCAUCAAAGAUCAGAAUUUAGCAAAGAACCAGUGGAAACUGGGAAGAGUAACAGAAGUAUCUCCUGAUCAUGAUGGCCUAGUAAGAAAGGUUAAGGUCCUGGUUUCAGACUGUAAUCUCGACAACCAGGGAAGACACAUAAAGGCAAACAGGACCAUCAUAGAGAGGCCAAUACAUAGUCUAGUAUUGCUGUUAGAAGGUAAUGCAUAAUAAUAGACCGGAGCAUCCCCGCCAAGGAGCCAGUGUAACAAAACAUAUUAUGUGCUAAUCCUAGUCUUAAGGUACAUACUAAUGUUAAUUUAAGGUAAAUUGUUACACAAUUUAGGGGAGCCAUGUUACUGUAUGUAAAGCGUAUGUACCUCAUGUCAUUAUUCCUCGGCAUAUAUAAGUGAAAUGUUCAAUAGUUUUCUAUUUGCAUGAAAACGUGUAAUAUGUGUAAGUAUCAGUAUUCAAUGCUAUAUUAAGCACCGAAGCCGAUGCUCACUUGUUAGGAGUGUGGGGUUAACCUGCUAGUCGCCUGCGGGCAUCACUCACGGCCAAGUCGCGCUCAGACAAAGACGGGCAGGAUGGUGACCGAGGUAAAUACUUUAAUUUUGUAGUAAAAACUGAUUGUCAUAGUGCCAAGUCAAUUGCAUGUAUUGUUAAUGAAUAUUGUAAUAUGUUGAAAGUGUUUAAUAUCAGUGUAUAAUGUUAUUUUGUAAGAAAUUGAGACCGAGAACUUGUUCGCAGUUCUUACGGUCAUGCCUACCCCAUCAAUAAACGUGUCAGGGAGAAAUGCCUUUCCUCGACCCUACGAUGAUGGGUGUGAUCAGUAAAACAGAUCACCUGAGAGCCAAUUGAUGCCCAGCCGGUGCGGCUACACCUGCCAUCAUAAGACACAUCAUUGCAUCACAUAUGGAAAGAGGAUACAAUGAAUAGUACUUCAUUAUUGAAUAACAAUAGUAAUGUCACAAUGAAUGUGAUUUUGAUUUACUCUCCUUUAGUAGGCUCUUGGUCACCUAUUUGGUUAUAUAGAUGCUGAUGCAGAUGAGGGCUUUCAAAUUGUAAAAGUUUUCCAGUCAACCACAUUUCCUUGUUAUGUCUGUCACUGAAAAAUCACUAACACGAAAAGUGGAAAAGUACUACAUAUUAUCUAAAUGAUCAGUAGUUAAUCCAAUUAGAGUAUGGUACUAAUAACCAUAGACUCAACUUUGAAAAAAAAAAUAAAACUAGGCAUCAAAAGGCUUCAACUGCUCCAUCAUUCAUUUAGGUGCCUUUGAUGGCUUUAAAGAUUAUACUCUAAACUUGUCCUGUAACAUUUUAUUAAGCUUGAGAAGCCAUGAUAGUCAAAUAGCAAAGGAGCCAAGGUGUAGAUAGGUAGGACAUACUGUAGAUCAAGAAAAUUGGAUAACAGAUGAAAUAGAAGAGUAACAGUGUAGAUAAAAU
Molecule: messenger RNA, 5206 nt
Organism: Scylla paramamosain (green mud crab)
Lineage: Eukaryota; Metazoa; Arthropoda; Malacostraca; Decapoda; Portunidae
Exons: 2
Coding region: 2176-3732 (518 amino acids)
Source: RefSeq, a predicted model, not a curated record